ACGAUGGCAAUCCUAGAGCUCUUCAGAUUAAUCAACUCCUCUCUGCUCAUCAGUCAGCGGCCUCUGAACAUCUCAUCGGCCGAGAAGACUGUGUACCACAGCUGCACAGAUAUGCCUGCCAUCCUCAUCUUUUACUUGGUGCUGCAGUUCAUCAACAUGUUCCUGGGCAUCCCGACCAACAUCAUGGUUUUGUGGCUCAUUCGUAAGAAUAAGGGCGACUCGUCUACCUCAGACAUCUUCAUCGUCCACCUGGCCGUACUGGACAUGUUCUUCUGCCUCAUUCCUCCGCUGGAGCUGGCCAACAUCGUCUAUCUGACCACCAGCAGCACCUGGUACGUCCUGCGCUUCUUCUACGGCAUCAAAGACUUGUCGCCGCUCUUCCUGUCCUGCAUCUGUCUGGACAGAUAUAUGGCCGUCCUGCAUCCCAUCACCUUCACCAAACUCAAAGACAAGAGGCAUCGCUCUGUCUGCGCUGGCGUCGUCUGGUUCAUCACUUUGGUCUAUGCCGCAGCGAAGUGUGUUGGAAACAUCCCUAACUUUGAGAAAGUGUUCACAGUCAUGAUCCUGGCAGCGUUCGCAUUCAUGCUGUUUUGUAACAUCUCCGUUCUCUGGGCUCUGAGACAGUCGGCUCCAGGUCGAGAUGAGAGACAUCCGGUCAAGAAGAAAGCCUUCAAAAUGGUCCUCAUCAUCUUGGCCAUCAUUGUGUUUAACUACUUCCCGCCAGUGGCUCUCUUUCCCUUUCGAGAGUAUUUCUCUCCAGAUGUCUUCCGCUGUUAUAUCCACUACAUCGCCUUUGGCUUCAUGGACAUCAGCAGCAGCAUCCAGCCAGUUCUGUAUCUGUCGCGGGAGAAGCUGCCCAAAACCCUGCGCUGCUGCUCUAAAAACACUGAAUGUACUGAUGAUGCUGUUUACACCGUCUGA
Sinocyclocheilus grahami is the source of this 921-nucleotide messenger RNA. It is a transcript of the gene hcar2, whose product is annotated as hydroxycarboxylic acid receptor 2-. Gene Ontology annotation, cellular component: plasma membrane. Bases 4 to 921 code for a protein of 305 amino acids. Lineage: Eukaryota; Metazoa; Chordata; Actinopteri; Cypriniformes; Cyprinidae. The transcript has a single exon. Gene Ontology annotation, molecular function: G protein-coupled receptor activity. Gene Ontology annotation, biological process: positive regulation of Rho protein signal transduction; phospholipase C-activating G protein-coupled receptor signaling pathway. The record is from RefSeq and is a predicted model, not a curated record.